AUGACACGUGUAAAGCCAGGCCAACGCCGAAGAGCAAGAGCACCCAAAGUCCGGACGGGCUGCCAAACAUUUCGGAGGCUCAAGUGCGACGAGACCCGCCCGUCCUGCGUUAGAUGCACCUCAUCCGGCUACUCCUGCGACGGCUACCGGGUCACUACCAAAUCAUCGUCCAACCCAUCACCGGCCCCGCAACUGAGAUGGAUGAUGAUACACUUUUUCACCGAACAAACAAUACAGCAGCUUUUAAUGUUCUUCCCUGAUGAGUUUUGGAGUACAAGGGUCCUGCAGUUGGCUUACUCAGAACCCUGCAUUUGGCACGCACUUGUCGCUCUAUCCACAUACCACGAGAGAUACAUAGAUCGCAGUCCCGGCGGUGACGCUUCGUUUGCUUUGCGUCAUUACAAUCUUGCCAUCAAUAGCCUCUCCGGUGUCCGGCACGACCUGUCAUUGAUACACCUGGUAUCAUGUGUUAUAUUUAUAUGUGUUGAGAUUCUCCGAGGGCAUAUGAGAUCCGCCAUAAAACUUUACACAUCUGGUUGUAGAAUGAUGAGAGAAAUACGGCCGACCAUAUCUGCCGGCAAUCAUCUCUUCCACCUUAUCGUGGCUUUCUUUAAUCGCCUCACACUUCAAAUAUCAUGGAUUUUUGGGAACUCGAUAGAUGGGUUACUGGAGAUGAGUUACGCCGUACCUGAAUGUCAAAGGUCAAGCCCGCCCGAAUUUACGUUCCAACAACUUUCAGAAGCUAGAGAAGCAAUCCAUGAUAUUGCAUUGCAGUGGAUACUCGACAGACCCUCAGACCAAGAAGCGCUAUGUGCCCUAGUCAACUGCUUUGGAGAAUGGUGCCGCGCAUUUGAUGCAUUUCAACGAAAAAACAGCCAGUUACUUGCAAGUGCUGCGAACAGGAGGGCCCUCACAUUGCUCGAGCUGCAGAAAAGGUACCUAGCUACUCACUUGUGUACUGUUGACUCCAGAGGAAAUGACGAUGAAAGCGUGUGGGAUGAAUACUCCAAUCAAUUCAACGAGAUGCUCGAUUUUGCCGAGGCAUUAAUGCAAAUUUAUGACUCGGAGGCAACAUCCAACAAGCGCCCCCGUUUUCACAUGGAUACUGGCGUUAUACCUAUCCUAUUCGCCAUUAUUACCAGAUGUCGUGACCCUUUCAUCAGGAGAAGAGCUAUAGAGCUAAUGACCUGGAAUCCAAUGCAGGAAGGUCUAUGGAACAGCGCUUUGGUGGCCAAGGCCGCACAGAGACUCAUGAGUUUAGAAGAAGGCGCUGUUAUCGUUGGAUGCUCAAAUGAUAUACCAGCUGCGGCGAGAGUUCAGGGCAUAUCUGUUUAUGCUGGUGAUGAGCGGCAUGUUGUGUUGAGGUUUUCGCAACCAUUGGGCUCCUGGCAGGAGUUAAUGAACUAUUAG
This is a messenger RNA of Trichoderma breve, 1410 nucleotides long. RefSeq lists its product as uncharacterized. The record is from RefSeq and is a predicted model, not a curated record. Gene Ontology annotation, molecular function: DNA-binding transcription factor activity, RNA polymerase II-specific; zinc ion binding. NCBI's taxonomy places the organism in Eukaryota, Fungi, Ascomycota, Sordariomycetes, Hypocreales, Hypocreaceae. The coding region runs from base 1 to 1410 and encodes 469 amino acids. Gene Ontology annotation, biological process: regulation of DNA-templated transcription. The transcript is spliced from 6 exons.